UCUACAAGAUUGGGUAACAUAACGAAAUCAGUGUCCAACAUGAGGAUCCUCGCUGGACUGAGGCUUCAAAACGGCAAUGGAAAGAGAUUCAGUUCCAGCUCAAUUUACGUGCCUGCACACGAGCCAGCCCUCGAGAGUGAUUGCCGGAGGUUGGAGAAAUUUCUCGUAGAUAAACCCCACAUCCUCGUGCUGACCGGUGCCGGUAUAUCGACGGAAUCGGGCAUUCCGGACUACCGUUCGGAGGGCGUGGGGCUGUACGCACGGUCGAAUCAUAAACCAAUUCAGCACGGUGACUUUGUAAAAUCGGAAGCCACCCGGAAGCGCUACUGGGCGAGAAACUAUGUCGGGUGGCCACGGUUUUCGUCGAUCGCUCCUAACGUUACCCACUACACGUUGGCGCGAUUGGAACGCGAAGGACGCAUCGGUGGGAUUGUGACACAAAACGUCGACCGAUUGCACGGCAAGGCGGGUUCGAAGGAGGUGGUGGAGCUGCACGGCAGCGGCUACGAGGUGAUAUGCAUUGGAAGUCAGAACGAGCGAGGCAAAGGGUGCGGGUAUCGCAUUGAUCGACACGAAUUUCAGCAGAUACUGGACCAGCUGAACCCAGCAAUGGAGGAUAAAUCGACCAUGAUGCGACCGGACGGUGACGUUGAGCUUUCGAUGGAGUAUGUAGAGGGCUUCCAAAUUCCUCCCUGCCCGCAGUGUGGCGGCAAUUUGAAACCGGAGAUCGUCUUUUUCGGCGACAACGUGCCAAUGCCACGGAUAGAGAAAAUCGUGCGGAUGAUCAUCGAAUCGGAUGGCGUUCUAGUACUAGGAUCCAGUUUAACGGUGUUUUCUGGCUACCGGAUAGUGCUGCAGGCAAAGGAACUGGGAUUACCAGUUGGGAUCGUAAACAUUGGCGCAACACGUGGCGAUCCAAAGGCUGACCUUAAAAUAUCAGCUCGAUGUGGCGAAAUAAUGUCCAAUAUUUUUAAGCGCCGAUAGUUACCGCCUCUGUGUGUUCGCCCUGUUAGGUCAUUUUAGUAAUAUAGAUAAAAAGUGUGUAAAUACCUUAAAAGUUACCUCGUGAUUUAACCAACAUGUUAUGAUGCUGCGGUAUCGGUUAUUUUGACAAAUAAAAAGCGAAAUAUUA
Messenger RNA from Anopheles coustani, 1132 nucleotides. It is a transcript of the gene Sirt4, whose product is annotated as NAD-dependent protein deacylase Sirt4. Bases 40 to 984 code for a protein of 314 amino acids. The record is from RefSeq and is a predicted model, not a curated record. Gene Ontology annotation, molecular function: NAD+ binding; NAD-dependent protein lysine deacetylase activity. The transcript has a single exon. Lineage: Eukaryota; Metazoa; Arthropoda; Insecta; Diptera; Culicidae.